Trifolium pratense (red clover) is the source of this 882-nucleotide messenger RNA. Its product is annotated as pentatricopeptide repeat-containing protein At1g62670, mitochondrial-like. The coding region runs from base 1 to 882 and encodes 293 amino acids. The transcript has a single exon. Gene Ontology annotation, molecular function: protein binding. NCBI's taxonomy places the organism in Eukaryota, Viridiplantae, Streptophyta, Magnoliopsida, Fabales, Fabaceae. The record is from RefSeq and is a predicted model, not a curated record.
AUGGUAUUAAAAAACAUCACCCCAGAUGUAUAUACUUUUAGUACAUUGAUUGAUGCAUUUUGCAAGGAAGGAAAUGUGAAACAAGCUAACAAUGUGUUGGCUAUGAUGAUGAAAGAAGGUAUAAAACCAAAUGUCGUUACUUAUAAUGCUUUAAUGGACGUGUAUUGCUUAGUUAAUCAAGUGAACGAUGCCCUAAAUAUAUUCAACACUUUGGCCGAUAAGGGAGUGACUCCUAAUGUUCGGAGCUACAAUAUCAUGAUUAAUGGAUUAUGCAAGAUAAAAAUGGUGGAUGAAGCCAUGAAUCUCUUUGAAGAAAUGCAAAGCAAGAAGAUUGAACCUAAUACAGUAACUUACAGUACUCUUAUCGAUGGUUUGUUCAAAUCGGGGAAAAUCUCUUUUGCAUUGGAGCUUGUUGAUGAGAUGCAUGGUAUAGGUCAACCUGCCGAUGUAAUCACGUACAAUUCUUUAUUACAUGCUUUGUGCAAAAAUCAUCAACUUGACAAGGCAAUUGCAUUUGUUGAUAAAAUUAAAGGCGAAGGUAUUCAGCCAAAUGUUUGCACAUACAAUAUACUAAUUGAUGGACUAUGCAAAGGUGGAAGACUUAAGAACGCUCAAGUGAUUUUUCAGGAGCUUUUGACUAAAGGCCAUAAUGUAACUGUUUGGACGUAUAAUGUUAUGAUAAAUGGGCUUUGUAAGGAGGGCUUGUUUGAUCAAGCACUUGCAUUAUUAUCAAGAAUGGAAGACAAUGGUUGCAUUCCUGAUGUUGUAAGUUAUGAAACAAUUAUUGAUUCUCUCUUUCAAAAAGGUGAGAGAGAUAGGGCAGAUAAACUUGUACAUGAAAUGAUUUCUAAAGGUCUCUACUAUAAGAGUAAAACGCAGUAA